ACAUGUGUUAUCAAUGUGCAAAAUGUUGUAUAACAAGAAAAAUAAGCAAAUGACUUCUCAGCUGCGUUGUAACUUUAUUAUGUAGUAGGUUAAAGUAACACGAAACAAAAUUGACCACACAAUUUACACUAACAUGAACAAUGACUUUAUGCUUCGCCACAAAAAAAAUUCGCGCCUUGAUUUUUAAACAGUUUCAACGGUUGAGAUUUUCUUAUUUCGCCUCUCCUUCAAAUCAAAGGACCAUGAUAACGCAUGGGAAUGGACAGAUUAGAAAGCUACCGAUUCCUCAGAUCUUGUGUUUCAUUUCUUCCUUUUUGCGGAGCGAUGACAAACAGAACCCUUAUAGCAAGAGGAAUAGCAUAAGUUAUUAUAUCGCCCUUGCCGAGGAGGCCAUAGCUAAAGGAGAUUUAUCGCAAGCUGAGUGUUAUCUUAACAGUGCCCUGGAUGUAUGUGACAGUACCUCUACAGUGGGCGUUUCUUGUGUUUACGACAUGCUUGCCACUCUCGCUUUCAAGCAAGGCGACGCCGCAAAAGCGGCAAAUAUAAUCAACAAUGCGAUUUCAAAAUUAAAGAAAAACAAUGUACCUCAAGACGAUAAUUCCAUCAUCGACUUCAACCUGAAACUGGCAAGGCUCCAUCAGGCGAGAGGCGACUACAAUCAAGCCGAGAUCACUUUCAAAAAUUGCCUGGUUGUUCAAAAAAAGAAAUACGAUAUCGGCAAGAGGGACGAAGAGACGAUAAAAUUAUGGAUCAACGUUUUGUUCUGGUAUGGACAUUAUUUGAAACUAUUGGGGAGGCACCAAGAAGCUUCGCAUUGCUUCCUAAAUGCCUACACCCUCAGUGCUAACGUCUCCAAGAUAGAUUCCAAGCAGGUGAUGGUGAUGCUUUACAAUUUAGGAGAGCUGGCGUUCGAAAUGGAUAAUUACGACGAAGCCCUCAGAUACCUUCUGAACGCCGUCGUCAUCGGAAGGGCGGUCAACAGCUCUGAGCUUAACGCAUACUUCAACAAAAUAGGUCUCAUUUAUAUGCACAAGGGUUUGUACACGGAGGCGAAAAAAUGGUGCGAAAACGGAUUCCAUUCCUCGAAGAGGUGGGCCGACAAAGAUGUGAAGAAGGAAGCGAUGGAUUGCCUCAGGAAGAUAAGGAUUUUAUGCAACAAGCCCCGAGUCGGGACGAAAGGGGAUGCACAGGCACAACCCAAAACCAAACCUGGCGUCGAAAAUCCUUCAUUCAUGUAGUAGACUUAUUAAUACAUCCAUAAUAACUUGUCAUCAAAAUUUUAUUAUUAUGAUUAUUAUAUUGUUCUUAACA
Molecule: messenger RNA, 1311 nt
Organism: Cimex lectularius (bed bug)
Lineage: Eukaryota; Metazoa; Arthropoda; Insecta; Hemiptera; Cimicidae
Product: tetratricopeptide repeat protein 19 homolog, mitochondrial-like
Exons: 4
Coding region: 141-1238 (365 amino acids)
Biological process (GO): mitochondrial respiratory chain complex III assembly
Cellular component (GO): mitochondrial inner membrane
Molecular function (GO): protein binding
Source: RefSeq, a predicted model, not a curated record